Messenger RNA from Necator americanus (New World hookworm), 1437 nucleotides. RefSeq lists its product as uncharacterized. The coding region runs from base 1 to 1437 and encodes 478 amino acids. The transcript is spliced from 3 exons. The record is from RefSeq and is a predicted model, not a curated record. Lineage: Eukaryota; Metazoa; Nematoda; Chromadorea; Rhabditida; Ancylostomatidae.
AUGGAUAUAAUGAACAAUCUGGUCAAAGCCGAGAAAGAGGUUAUGAGGGCGCACGUACGCUUGCAUCGGAAGCGGCGUGAUGAUCGAAGAUCUGAUGAUGAUGAAAGGUUCUGCCUGACGGACGUCGCUGUUGUGCCAAAUUUCUAUACGGGAUCGGACCAUCGCCUCCUCCGAGGAAGAUUUUCCUUCACAAGGAGAGAAAUGAAAGCCGCUAAGUUUAGAAAGCAAAGUCCCAGAACUACCAUCAACUGGGAUCUCUUCGCUACGCUAGCCGGCUUUUGGGAAGAUUCCGCAAUGGACAACAUCGACGAGGAAUAUGACCGGCUCUUUGAACACCUUCACGACUGCGCGAAGAAGGCUGAGAGUUCUAAAAUCACCAAGAGACGCCUGUCUCUUGAAACUCUUGAGCUGAUACGCCAGCGUGGAGCAGCACGAGCCGCAGGGAACCAAGAACUCACGUUCGUGCUCGCAAUGCUUUGCAGAGAGGCGAUAAAGGAAGACCAUAAAGAGAGAAGAGCAGAAGUGCUGGCUGAAGCUGCAGAGGCGGGGAAAAGCAUCCACUAUGCCCGUCGAGACUUCGCCAGUCGCAAGACAAGGACGACUGCUCUCCGGAGCCCGGAGGGAACAACAGUUGCAUCGAUAAGGGAGAUGGAGAAAAUCAUCUACGAUUUCUACUUUGAUCUCUUUGACAGCCAUGUCCACUUGCCUGCUCACCAUCUGAGGGAGGACAUGUCACUCCAGAGGAUUGAAAAAGUCUUGGAUGAAGGACAGCCAUGCGAGCAAGCAGGAAUUCGAAAAGGAUUCAGCACGAUUGACCACAUUUACACUGUUUCGAAACUCAUCGAGGUAUCACGAGAGUACAAGAUGCCGCCCUGUCUCACCUUCAUCUACUUGAAGAAGGCCUUCGACUCAGUUGAGACGGAAGCGGUCGUGGAAGCCUUGGAGAACCAAGGCGUCCCUACUCAGUACAUAAAGGUACUUCGAGAGUUGUACAGUAACUUCACGACCGGAAUUUCGCAAUUCUACAAGAAUAUCAUCAUUGACGUGGAGAGGGGAGUCCGACAGGGUGAUACAAUCUCACCCAAAAUAUUCACAGCCACCCUCGAGAACGCAAUGCGAAAGUUGGAAUGGGACGACAUGGGAGUGAAGGUCGACGGUCGGCAGGUACACCAUUUGCGCUUUGCUGAUGACAUCGUACUGAUAACACCUAGCAUCAGCCAAGCGGAACGAAUGCUGACCGAAUUCGACGAAACACGUGGGUGCAUCGAUCUUCAGCUGAAUCUCCAAAAGACGAUGUUUAUGCGCAACGGAUGGGUCUCGGAUGCCCCAUUCACGCUGAACGGAAUGAACAUAUCGGAAUGCACCAGCUACGUUUAUCUGGGUCGGGAAUUGAACAUGAUUAACGACCUGAUCCCCAAGCUGGGCACGAGGAGAUGA